CAGCCGACGAUUACGGGUGUCUGAGUGGGACCCUUUCACUUUCCACACCCAAUACAUCUCUCCAUUUCUUCAGUCUCUCUCUUUCUCCCUUUCUCUCUUUCUCUCUCACUCACUCAAACCUUUUCUUUUGUUCUCUCUCUCUCUCUCUCUCUCUCUCUCUCUCUCUGUCUUUUCAUGGCGACUGCUUCUUCAUCUCGCGAGGGCCACUACAGAGGCGUGAGGAAGAGGCCGUGGGGCCGAUACGCCGCCGAAAUCCGAGACCCUUGGAAGAAGACCAGGGUUUGGUUGGGUACAUUCGACACACCCGAAGAAGCUGCUCUCGCUUAUGACGGCGCAGCCAGAUCACUCCGCGGCGCCAAGGCCAAGACCAACUUCCCGGCGCCGGUUCCCGGCGGUCUUUCUCUGGACCUGAACAUCCCCUCCGCCGCCCACUGGGCCUCUCACUCCGGCCGCUUGGUCGAGUUCCUCCACACAGGCGUCUUGAACGACAUGAGCUGCGGCGAUGCAACACCCGAUACGACGUCGUUGGUGAGCAAGAGGGAACAACCUCAACCUCCUGUUGGUGUUGUAGGAAAUGUUGGCGGCGUCGCAGGUGGUACGGUCGCAGAGGGUUCGAGUACGGCGUCGUAUUUAGGGCUUGUACGACGUGGCCUGCCUAUUGACCUCAAUGAGCCCCCACCCUUGUGGCUGUGAAAAAAAAAAAGUAGUACUCAUCUGACGGCGUCGUUUUGGGUUUUCCUCUCAUCUCAUCUCAUCUCAUGAUCCCUCCAUAUUUUUCUUUUUGUUUUUAGUAUUUCGCCAUUAUCUAAAGAAAAAAUCUUCACUUCCGUUUUCGGACGUUUGAAGGUUUGAGAAUUUGAGGGAGGGAAAAAGAAAACAAUGUUAUUAUUGAAAGUAAAAAUAUUAGAGAGAGGCUUUCUUUCUGUAUAUAAAUUUAUGUGCUUUUUUAUUAAUGAGACUCUUUCCAUUUCGAUAAA
Prunus dulcis (almond) is the source of this 977-nucleotide messenger RNA. RefSeq names its product ethylene-responsive transcription factor 12. Gene Ontology annotation, biological process: regulation of DNA-templated transcription. The record is from RefSeq and is a predicted model, not a curated record. The transcript has a single exon. Bases 175 to 693 code for a protein of 172 amino acids. Lineage: Eukaryota; Viridiplantae; Streptophyta; Magnoliopsida; Rosales; Rosaceae. Gene Ontology annotation, molecular function: DNA binding; DNA-binding transcription factor activity.